CUUUACCUCAAUAAAUCGCCAUUUCACCAAACUAAAUACCUAAAGAAUUGAGGACGUGUGUCGCAGGUUCGCUGCUCAGCCGAGGAAAUGACGCAAAGGGCAAAUCGCCAACAUGGCGCAGACAGAAGACUAUUAAUAAACAAAUAACUAAUAUCUACUUCCGCAAUUCUCCCAAGGACAACAUUCUCCCAGCUCCGCUCAAAUACACAACUUCCAAUACGGAGGAACUAUUAGUUUCUUUCCUAGCCUGAACUCGAUAUGCAUUGAUACCCAUGGGGACCGGCCGCUGAAUUAUACCCCUAAUGCUACUUUUUUGAAACGGAAAAUUCAACCCAAACCCCAUAGAGUUGGUCCGGGAAGAGACCUCCUAAACAAAUCACAUCUGUCGCCUGUACCAGUUCGCACACCCUCUCAUGGCUCUCCCUACAGACCCGCGUUUACUACGGAACUCACGAGUCGAUCCCUCACAGCUCACUCCCGCCGAGCGUGAGCGGCUCCUCAAACCCUACCUCCCAGAUCCAGCUGUUAUCCGUUCAGCACGCACCAGGAAUGGGAAGCAGAAGCAAAAGCAGAAGAAGAAACCCAUCCGAACAUUCCUCAAGUCGAAACUACAUUACCUUACCUACUUCCUAAUCCAUGUCUUUUUCAGCAUUUACAUCCGGUUCCGUCAAGCCUAUCAUGCCAUUAUUGAUCGGAUCCUGGCCAUCCUCUACUACCAUCACCGCACACCGGAGCUCAUACAGAAGGAUGUCCGUGGCCUGAGCCAAUUGCCGCAGCAUCUGAGCGUCGUCUUGAUGCUGGGGAACGACGAGGAUGCGUUGGAUGUGAUUAUGGACGAGGUGGCGGAGUUGGUGGCCUGGAGCUCGUGCGCUGGCAUUCCGAUGUUGAGUAUAUAUGAGAAGACAGGCAUCCUAAAAUCCUACAUCCCAACCCUCCACAAAAUAGUCAUAAGCAAGCUAUCAACGUACUACGGACCCCCCUCCCACCAACCAACCCUCCGCCUCUUCGCCCCGCACCACGCCAUCUACUCUCCAACCCUCUGCCCGCCGUCCUCAAAAGUAAACCCAGCCCUCCUCACCCUCCUCCUCCUCUCCGCCACAGACGGACGCGAAACCCUCGUCGACCUCACAAAAACCCUCACAGAAAUGGCCCAGCACGGCAAACUGUCCCCGCAAGACAUAAGUCCCAAACUCAUCGACGCAGAGCUCAGCGAGCUGACGUCCGCACCUACACCACCGCUAGCCGGCAUGCCGGGAGAUCCACACCUCGACGAGCGGAAUAGCGUCGCGUCCUCCACCGGUACGGGAACAGGGACCACCAGCACUACGGUGUCGGAUUCACCGCCGCUGUCGUCUGCGGAAACCGUAACGGCGGGCGGCGUAGAGAUGAAUGCGGCAACGGCGGCAUUGAUGAAAUCUGACCCGGAUUUGCUGAUGGUGUUUGGGCCGUUUGUGCGGCUGGACGGGUAUCCGCCGUGGCAGUUGCGGCUGACGGAGAUCUAUUGUACGGGAAAUAAGGGGGGAGUGAUUACCGGGGGUGGAGAGGCGGUUGAGUAUCAGAAGUUUCUGAAGGGUCUGUGGAGAUUUGCGAAGGCGGAGAUGAGAUUUGGGAGAUAGAUUGGGGCGGGGUGCCGGCAUUCCUAUACUUUUACUUUCACCAUUUUUUCCUUUUUGCGUCUACUUGUAUUUAUUAGUUUGUUUCCUCCUCUGGGAGUCAGUAUCAUUGCGUGGGCCCCACUUCAAUGCUGCAUUGUGGUAUAUACUCGUUUUAAGUCAUAUUAACUUCUGUGCUUUGUCUUGAGAGAUAUUGAAUGGUCAGACGGCCGGCUGCCUGGGAGAAUUUCCAUUUAUGGAUUUCUUAGUCUAUAGGGGUAGAAAUGAGCCCUGAUGCGGCGCUCUCCGGCUUUAAUACUAUAGGAAUUCUUAAGGGGUUCCUCUUAACCUCGCUUGUUUUGGGGUGCAAACCGUCAGGCUCAGGCUUUUUGUUUUUUGCCUGUAUAAAGGACAUUAUUUCUGACUGUUAAGUCAAUAGUAGCUAGAAGAGUAUAUAAAAUAACGGACACUAGCUAUAUAGUACACAUAACACACCGCACCUGAGUCCUCAUGCGCAAUAAAAAUGGAAUAUCCAGAACGACGUUCUAU
Blastomyces gilchristii SLH14081 is the source of this 2141-nucleotide messenger RNA. RefSeq lists its product as uncharacterized. Bases 414 to 1616 code for a protein of 400 amino acids. The transcript is spliced from 2 exons. Lineage: Eukaryota; Fungi; Ascomycota; Eurotiomycetes; Onygenales; Ajellomycetaceae. The record is from RefSeq and is a predicted model, not a curated record. Gene Ontology annotation, molecular function: ditrans,polycis-polyprenyl diphosphate synthase [(2E,6E)-farnesyl diphosphate specific] activity. Gene Ontology annotation, cellular component: dehydrodolichyl diphosphate synthase complex; endoplasmic reticulum membrane.